AAUCCCUUUGUCUGUUUAUGUCUCAAACCAUCUUUCUGUCACUUUCUCCCUGUCCCUCUCCACCUACCCCCUCUCUCUUUCUCCCUAUCCCUCUCCACCUACCCCCUCUCUCUUUCUCCCUGUCCCUCUCCAUCUACCCCCUCUCUCUUUCUCCCUGUCCCUCUCCAUCUACCCCCUCUCUCUUUCUCCCUGUCCCUCUCCAUCUACCCCCUCUCUCUUUCUCCCUCUCCAUCUACCCCCUCUCUCUUUCUCCCUGUCCCUCUCUAUCUACCCCCUCUCUCUUUCUCCCUUUCCCUCUCCAUCUCCCUGUCCCUCUCCAUCUCCCUGUCCCUCUUCAUCUACCCCCUCUCUCUUUCUCCCUGUCCCUGUCCCUCUCCAUCUACCCCCUCUCUCUUUCUCCCUGUCCCUCUCCAUCUACCCCCUCUCUCUUUCUCCCUGUCCCUCUCCAUCUACCUCCUCUCUCUUUCUCCCUGUCCCUCUCCAUCUACCCCCUCUCUCUUUCUCCCUGUCCCUCUCCAUCUACCUCCUCUCUCUUUCUCCCUGUCCCUCUCCAUCUACCCCUCUCUCUUUCUCCCUGUCCCUCUCCAUCUACCCCCUCUCUCUUUCUCCCUGUCCCUCUCCAUCUACCCCCUCUCUCUUUCUCCCUCUCUCACUUCCACCUCCCAGUUGAUUGGUCGAGGGCGGUAUGGCUCCGUGUAUAAAGGUUCUCUAGACGAGCGUACCGUGGCGGUCAAGAUGUUCACCUACCAGAACCGGCAGAACUUUGUCAACGAGCGAGCCAUCUACCGUGUCCCCCUGCUGGAGCACGAUAACAUCGCACGCUUCAUCGUUGGAGACGAGAGACUCACAGCCGACGGACGCAUGGAGUACCUGCUGGUCAUGGAGUACUACCCUCAUGGUUCUCUGUGUCAGUACCUGAGUCUACAGACAGGAGACUGGGUCAGCUGUUGUCGCCUCACACACUCUGUCACACGGGGGCUGGCCUACCUGCACACUGAGCUGCUGAGAGGAGACAUCUACAAGCCAGCCGUAUCUCACAGAGACCUGAAUAGCAGGAAUGUUCUAGUAAAGAACGAUGGGACGUGUGUGAUCAGUGACUUUGGUCUGUCCAUGAAGCUGACGGGGAACAGACUGGUCAGGCCUGGAGAGGAGGAGAACGCUUCCAUCAGCGAGGUGGGAACGAUCCGCUACAUGGCCCCAGAGGUUCUGGAGGGGGCGGUGAACCUGAGGGACUGUGAGUCGGCUCUGAAGCAGGUGGACAUGUACGCCCUGGGCCUCGUCUACUGGGAGACCUUCAUGAGGUGUACUGACCUCUUCCCAGGAGAGGCGGUGCCCGACUACCAGAUGGCGUUCCAGGCAGAGGCAGGGAACCACCCCUCCUUUGAGGACAUGCAGGUGCUGGUCUCCAGGGAGAAAGAGAGACCCAAGUUCCCUGAGGCCUGGAAGGAGAACAGCCUGGCGGUGCGUUCCCUGAAGGAGACCAUGGAGGACUGCUGGGACCAGGAUGCUGAGGCCAGACUGACCGCUCAGUGUGCAGAGGAGCGCAUGGCUGAACUGCUGCAGAUCUGGGACCGGACCAAGUCUGUCAGCCCUACGGUUAACCCCAUGACCACCACACUGCAGAACGAGAGCCCUACGGUUAACCCCAUGACCACCACACUGCAGAACGAGAGGACCAAGUCUGUCAGCCCUACUGUUAACCCCAUGACCACCACACUGCAGAACGAGAGGAACCUGUCCCACAGCCGCAGGGGUCCUAAAGUCAGCCCUUACCCCGACUACUCCUCGUCCUCCUACAUCGAGGACCACGAGGGCCACGUGGUGAAGAACCUCCCCGGUGGAGACACCUCUGUAUCGGGGACCUCCUCCGUCGGCGUCCUGGGUGGAACCAGCAGUGUACCCGCUGGUCCAGAGAAGAACCGAAACUCCAUCAACGCUGAGCGUCAGCAGGCCCGUCUGCCCAGCCCGGAGAGCAGCGGCGCCAGCCUCUCCACCACCACGGGCCUGACACCCAACACCGUCAUGACCACCAUCUCUGAGUCGGGUCAAGGGGAGGACUCAUCCGGCCCACUAGGUGGCGCUGUGCUGGGCCUGGUGGUGCCGGUGUGUCUGCAGCUGACCCAAGAGGACUUGGAGACCACUAAGCUGGACCCUAAAGAGGUUGACAAGAACCUGAAGGAGUCUUCUGAUGAGAACCUUAUGGAGCACAGCCAGAAACAGUUCUCUGCUCCAGACCCCCUCAGCUCUGGGUCUUCCUCCCUGCUCUACCCCCUCAUCAAGCUGGCUGCGGAGGUGACUGGGGCCGGGGCCCAGGGAGGGUCUGGGACCGGGGCCAGUGGGAUGGGGGACCCUCCAGCUACUAUGUUCCCCCUGCCCAAACAGCAGAACCUCCCCAAACGGCCCACCAGCCUACCACUCAGCACCAAGGCCAAGGAAGGCUCUGGUUCCUCCAGGCUGAAGUCUGGGAAACACCGGUCCAAUCUGAAGCAGGUAGAGACGGGCGUGGCCAAGAUGAACACGGUCGCCCCGGCGGCAGAGCCACGCCUUGUUAACGUUACCAACAACGGGCCGACGGCCGUAGGAAACGGGGUGCGGAGCGGCGUAAGCGUCGUGGUCGUCAACGGUUACCUGAACGGAGGCGUGGCCUCUUCAUCUGGAGGCGGGGCUCCUUACGGGACUACCAAUCCGGCGGGCCCUCAGGGGGAGUUGGGCGGAGCGACACCCUUGUUACAGACCCAGCUCAGCGGAGAGGACAGUCGACUCAACAUCAACUCCAGUCCUGAUGAACAUGAACCACUGCUGAGGAGAGAGCAGCCCACCGCAUGUGACCAGAGACCAACCAAUCACCUGGCGGGACGCACCAACACCAACAACAACAACAACCACCGUCUGGUGAUCACAUGUCCAUCUGUAGAGGGACGGCCUGAACCACUCACCUUUGUCCCCAUACCUAGACCUGUCUCUGUACCCAAACCCAUCUCCGUACCUCUCACUGCCCAACUACCAGCCCCAGCCUCAGCCCCAGUCUCAGCCCCAGUCUCAGCCCCAGUCUCAGCUCCAGUCUCAGCUCCAGUCUCAGCCCCAGUCUCAGCCCCAGUCUCAGCCCCAGUCUCAGCCCCAGUCUCAGCUCCAGUCCUAGCCCCAGUCCUAGCCCCAGCCUCAGCCCCAGCCUCAGCCCCAGCCUCAGCCUCAGCCUCAGCCCCAGUCUCAGCCCCAGUCUCAGCCCCAGUCUCAGCCCCAGUCUCAGCCCCAGUCUCAGCCCCAGUCUCAGCUCCAGUCUCAGCUCCAGUCUCAGCCCCAGUCUCAGCCCCAGUCUCAGCCCCAGUCUCAGCCCCAGUCCCAGCCCCAGUCCCAGCCCCAGUCCUAGCCCCAGUCUCAGCCCCAGUCCUAGCCCCAGUCCUAGCCCCAGUCCUAGCCCCAGUCCUAGCCCCAGUCUUAGCCCCAGUCUCAGCCCCAGCCUCAGCCCCAGCCUCAGCCCCAGCCUCAACCCCAGUCUCAGCCCCAGCGGCCCUCAGACAGCCCAAACCCAGACGACCUGAGAGACCCUGCUCCCUGGACCUGUCUGCCUCCUCACAGAACAGCUCUUCAGGUGAUGGUUCGUCGCUGGACGGCCAGGGAGGGUCAGGUGAGAAGAUCAAGCGUCGUGUCAAGACACCGUACUCGCUGAAGAGGUGGCGCCCCACCACCUGGGUGGUCUCCACGGAUACGCGGGUCGGAGAGGUAAACAACAACGGAACCUGUCGCUCCAAGUCCUCCACUGCCGUCUACCUGGUAGGGGGUGGGACUACCACUGCUACCGCCACCGUGACCUCUGACCCCUGUGACCCCGGCAUGACCUGCCUGUGAACCCUGACCCCUAGAGGAGGGUGUGAUAACGGGUGGGCGGUGUGUUGCAGAAACGCCAGCUGCCUGGUUGCCAACUACACCCAGCUGGCUACUUACCUUUACGUGGCCGGCUACUUCAGUGACUUUAACCAAUAGGGACGCAUCAGAUGCCACCAAAUGGGACUUUAUUUUUUAGGGCAGAAUGUGUUGCCCGUAACCUCCCACACCUCCAUAGCUGGCAACUUUUUUUCAUUUACGCUGGCUACAUUCGAUUUGUCGGGAACACAUUGAGGAGGGCGUGGCCUCCUUAUGGCUACGCCUGUGUCCGCAAUGACACCCUAUUCCCUGUGUAUUGCACUACUUUCGACCAGAGCCGAUGUGGUCGAUAGGGUAGUGCGUCUGUUGUGAAAUAGGGUGUCGUUUUAGACCUGUAUGGCAGCAUGCUCUGGUUUCCCUGGUUUCCCUGGUUUCCAUGGUUUCCCUGGUUUCCCUGGUUUCCAUGGUUUCCAUGGUUUCCCUGGUUUCCAUGGUUUCCCUGGUUUCCGUGGUUUCCGUGGUUUCCUGGUUCGAAUUCCGUCAGAAGGAGAAGAAACGAUGUGACUGCACGAGAAUCAAUUGUCAAGAAAGAAGCACUUAUAAAUUAUGAUAUUCAUUUUCUUCUCAACUUUUUCUUUACUUUGUAGAACUUUAAAACAAAAUAUAUCUAUGCAGCAACAUUGGCUUCAAUUGCUUCCAUUAUAAAUGCUGUUCCACAUAAAUCAUUGUAUGAUUGUACGUAUUUGCUGUUUUGAAUUUAAAAAAAAUAAAAUAAAAAAAUAAAAUAAAAUGUGCACUUAAAAAAAGAAAAGUGAUGUCAAUCAUCUAGUGACCAUGGUAACGACUGGUCUAAAAGAAACAUGAAGAGAAAAGACUGAUCAAGCAAGAGCAGCGGGUCUUUAAGACUGGGUUAGAUGCUCGUUGGUUUCCAGUCGUGUUUAUGCGUAGUACAUUCAGUAAUGUUUAUAUUUUGUAUUAUUUAACGAGCGGCAAAGUCGGUUUCAGAACAAAGUGUUAUUUACAGUGACGGUCUGUACCGGGCCAAACCCGGACGACGCUGGGCCAAUUGUGCGCCGCCCUAUGGGACUCCCGAUCACGGCCAGAUGUGAUACAGCCUGGAUUCGAACCAGGGACUGUAGUGCACUGAGAUGCAGUGCCUUAAAGCCGCUGCGCCACUCGGGAGCCCCCCUUUUUAUGCUUAGUACAUUCAAUAAUGUUUAUGUAUUCGUUUUAACAUCAAUCUGUAUAUCCUACGUUUGUCCAUCACGUGUUUAAUUGUCCUAUAGGCUUUAGCGUUUAAAGAGCUUUUUUAAACCAUU
Salvelinus fontinalis (brook trout) is the source of this 5180-nucleotide messenger RNA. RefSeq names its product bone morphogenetic protein receptor type-2-like. Gene Ontology annotation, cellular component: signaling receptor complex; plasma membrane. Gene Ontology annotation, biological process: vasculature development; BMP signaling pathway; protein phosphorylation. The record is from RefSeq and is a predicted model, not a curated record. The transcript is spliced from 10 exons. NCBI's taxonomy places the organism in Eukaryota, Metazoa, Chordata, Actinopteri, Salmoniformes, Salmonidae. The annotation marks the transcript as partial. Gene Ontology annotation, molecular function: ATP binding; transforming growth factor beta receptor activity.